AUGAAUCGAUCUUUUGAAAAAAUUAACCGACUGAAUCGCUCAGAUAACUUACAUGUGUAUAAUGCAUUCAAAUAUACCUACUGUUAUUUGAAUAUGAUAGCAAUUUGGCCACUGUUAUUUAAAAAUUACAAUUUUAAAACAAUAUUUACGAUUAUCCACGUAUCUGUUAUUAUUAUUUCGCUUGUAUGGCAAAUAGUUUUUAGAUCUUGCCAUGUAUAUUUUUAUGCGAUCGACUUAGACGAUCAAGUUACAUUUCUGGGUCCUAUGAUAUUCAUUUUGGUGUCGUUACUUAAAUAUCUAGCAAUUAUUUAUCGCAGUAAUUAUAUUUUUCAAUCUAUCGAACAUGUAUAUACUGAUUGGAGUGUGACACAGUGCCAAGAAGAACAAGACAUUAUGAUAACGAAGACUGAAAUGAAUAGAAAAAUAACUAUAAUAUUUUCUGUACUCAUGUAUGCCAGUGGAUUAUUUUAUAAUUUUAUAAUGCCUCAUUUAAUACCACUUUUAUUUGAAAGUGAUCACCAAAAUACUUCUGAACGGCUAAUCAUUUUUCCUGGUUACAAUGUUAUUAAAAUAUUUGAUUCAUCUCCGUUGUAUGAAAUAACAUACUUUUUCCAUAUUAUCGCGAUAUUUUUUUGUUUCACAGUUCUCGUGAGCACAUGCAAUUUAAUUUUAUUUUUAUUAACUCAUACGGAUGGCCAGAUUGAUAUAGUUACAGUCCAACUUAAUACACUAAUAAAUGAUGUGAAUAAAGUGAAAUUUUCACACUCAAAGAUGACAAAUAUAGUAAAAAAUCAUGUCAGAAUCCUUCAAUUUUCCGAUGAAAUUCUCAACAAAAUUUUAUCUGAAAUUUGUAUAGUGGAGAUUGGUGCAACUACUAUACUUCUCUGUGUUGCUGAAUUUUGUUCUUUGAGAUUUUUAGGAAAGCAAGAUUUUACAAAUACCAUACCAUAUAUUAUGUUGUUCCUUGGUUUAAGUUUAAAUAUGUUGAUAUUAUGUUACUUCAGUGAAAUUCUAAAUUCUCAGUUCAUUGGAAUUGGCACACAGCUUUACAUGACCCACUGGGACAGGAUUCCUCUAAACGCAAGGAAAUAUUUAAUCCUAAUAAUAAAUAUGUCUCAGCGAACUAAAAAAAUUAGCGCUGGUGGUGUUAUUGACCUGUCGUACAUGACUUAUUUACAGAUUAUUAAAACCGGAUUUGCUUACUUACAAAUUUUAAGAGCUUCAGACAUG
Molecule: messenger RNA, 1230 nt
Organism: Cotesia congregata
Lineage: Eukaryota; Metazoa; Arthropoda; Insecta; Hymenoptera; Braconidae
Source: the annotation of a GenBank genome assembly